This is a messenger RNA of Corticium candelabrum, 549 nucleotides long. Its product is annotated as V-type proton ATPase subunit F-like. The record is from RefSeq and is a predicted model, not a curated record. The transcript is spliced from 5 exons. Lineage: Eukaryota; Metazoa; Porifera; Homoscleromorpha; Homosclerophorida; Plakinidae. Gene Ontology annotation, biological process: proton transmembrane transport. Gene Ontology annotation, cellular component: proton-transporting V-type ATPase, V1 domain; membrane. Gene Ontology annotation, molecular function: proton-transporting ATPase activity, rotational mechanism. Bases 43 to 411 code for a protein of 122 amino acids.
AAUCCGGGCUUCUAAUUGCUUGCCUCUGCUGUUUUGCGCGUCAUGGCUCACCAGCAAAUUCGCAAGAAGCUGAUAGCUGUUAUCGGCGACGAGGACACGUGUACGGGCUUUAUGUUGGGAGGAAUCGGAGAGAUCAAUGAUAAACGCCAGCCCAACUUCCUGAUCGUCAGGAAAGACACGGCGAAAAACGAGAUCGAAGAGGCGUUCAACGAGUUCAUGAAGCGUCCGGAUAUUGCUAUUAUUCUCAUCAGUCAAUACAUUGCAGACGAGAUUAGAUACAUCCUUGAUCAAAACAUGGCCAUUAUUCCAUCUGUAUUAGAAAUUCCGUCUAAAGAGCACCCGUAUGAUCCAUCCAAAGACUCGAUUUUGCGAAGAGCCAAGGGAAUGUUUAAUCCAGACGAUUUCCGUUAGGACGAUCCUCAACAUUUCUCCACAUGAUCGGAACUCAUUGAUUGUCUGCAUUUGUGUAUACACUUAACAUUAUUUAUACAAACGCAUACUUUAUAAUCCUAAGUCUGUAAGUGAAUAGAGAAAUAUUGAUGUAAUCCA